This is a messenger RNA of Fusarium verticillioides 7600, 2895 nucleotides long. RefSeq lists its product as hypothetical. The transcript has 8 exons. The coding region runs from base 1 to 2895 and encodes 964 amino acids. NCBI's taxonomy places the organism in Eukaryota, Fungi, Ascomycota, Sordariomycetes, Hypocreales, Nectriaceae. The record is from RefSeq and is a predicted model, not a curated record.
AUGGACCGGCUUCAUGAAUUAGCUGAAGGCUUCAGAAGAUCUCUGAAACCCCACCAUGAAGAAGAGUUUGAAAACACGACUAUUGAGGACAUGCUAAAGGAGAUUCAUGAUAUUCAAUUGUUACGAGACCGAACCAGCAGCAUGAUGGAUAUGAAUCGACUGCGGAUGUUUCUUGACGGUAUGGAAGAACUCGAGAAAACUCUUUUACACCUAGAGUUUCCUGGCACGAAAGGCGUAAUGUCAAUCGUCUGGGGCUCCUUGAGGUUCUUCCUCAGGAGUACCAACACUACCGAUAGGGCAUUUGACGGACUACUCAACGUUUACGGACUCCUUGGAGCCCAACUCUUACCCUUGACCAAGUUUAAGGAAUUUUUCCAAAGAUUUCCGUCUGCCAUAGAGUGUAUCGCCAAUAUCUAUCAGGAUAUACAGCGAUUCCAUUCUGCAGCUUACAGGCUUUUCUCACUUACAGCGACGCUAUGGCAGCGUCUCCAGAAGUCUGUUUGGGAUGACACAGGCGACUUCUUUUCAAGUCUAUCCGAUUCUCUAGGUUCACAUGCCAAGUUUAUCAAAGAACACAGUUCUUCUACAGAAGACUAUGGCGCCCUUCAUGCGGCCUUCCAGCAGUAUUCAUAUGGCCUUCAGUCAGAUUGGAAGAAGUUCGAGGCCGAUGAGAAGGCCCGACGUCGUGGAAGGAAAAUCGAAGUCACUGAGUGGAUCGCUUCUUCUGUGAAGAUGCCACGGUUACAGGAGGAGUUUCGCGAUAUGGUGAUCUGCCCUAGGAGUGGUCGCUGGCUUUUCCGAAACUACAGCGAGAUCUCGGAGUGGAUGGGCGAGGAAGACCCUCCUCACUCAGCCAUUUGGCUACAUGGAAACGUGGGAUAUGGUAAAACGGUACUUGCAUCGCUGAUAGUCGAUGAACUGAAAUCGUCUAAACUUCAGAAUACGAUGCCAUCAUUUCCAGAGGGCAGUAAAACAUGCUACUUUUACUGCCAAGAAGACGACAUUGAACACAGGAACCAUCUUGAUAUCUUGAAAGGUAUACUCUUGCAGAUGAUAGAGGCCGAAGAUUAUAUAGUCCCAUAUUGCUACCAGGAAAAGGCAACAAGUGGAGGACCCAUCCUGAUAGAUGCGAAGCUGGCUCAAAAGCUCAUCAAGACGUUUAUCGAGUUCUCUGUAAGACACUACAUCGUGAUAGAUGGGAUGGAUGAAUGUCACGGAGCUGAAAUUCAGCAAACUGCCAAGUUCUUCAAGGAUCUAGUGUCGGUAUAUGACACGCAAAUCAGAUUGGGGCACUUGAGGCUCCUUUUAAUCGGCCGAGAAACAACAGAUACCAAGAAACAUAUACCCGGAGAUGAUUGCUUCGGCAUAUUGCUUAGGCCCGAGGACAACCACGAUGAUAUCAGAGCUUUUGUACUGGAGAAACUUCCAGAGUUCUCAAAGUCGAGUCACGGUAUUGGUUUCAGUCUUUCUGAAGCUGAUAAAUCAGAUGUUGAGCGGAUAAUAUGCCAACAAAGUCAAGACUCCUUUCUAUACGCACAUCUGGCCAUUGAAUUCCUUUUACAGCAAGAUACCAAAGGUGACCUGCUAACCUUGCUGAGAUACGGAAUGCUACCGACAAAACUUAGAGACAUGUACGAAAGAUUGCUCGACUCGGUUAAGAAUAGUCUCAUGGCACAAGCAGGAGGUCCCGCAAGGUGGGAGAGAUCAAAGCUACUAUUUGGAUGGCUCAUCUGUGCCAAAAGACCACUUAGAUGGCACGAAAUGCAGGCAAUCUUAUGCUUUGACCCCAACAAGCUCCAGAUCGACUUUGAGAACAACAUGCUACGACAGGAUAUGGAGAAGUAUCUCGGAUCCAUCGUCCAUGUUCUUGACGGAGGUUAUAUUCGACUGAUUCAUUCAACUGCGCGCCGGGAUCUCAGAUAUAUCAUAGAGAACAGACAUAUCAGUGAGAAGCAGGUUCUGUGCCAGUUGACUACUAUUUGCCUCAGAUACUUGACACUCCCAUGCUUCAUCCAUGACACCAACUACCGGGCACAUCAAAGAAGCGAGCAUGCCAAAUUGGGCUGGUUCUCUUUCCAGGAUUACGCGUGUGCUCAUUGGCUCUAUCAUACCGACACUUUGAUCAGAGAGUGUAGUGAAGUCUUCACAACCGAGACUUUUCAAGGCGUCGCAGAAGACUUCGCAUCUGCGUUGAAGCAAUUUGUCCAUAUCCAUCGCGCGGACUUGAAUACCACCAAGCACGCUGAAUUGGUUGAAGAGCAUAUAGAGAAAUUCGUUGACUUGGAACUCUACGAAGACCUUUACUUGCUGUGGAACCACAUAUACACCCACCAGCGAGGUGAUUAUGCAACACGGAACACUGUUGGUGUUAAGCAGAUUGAAAAUGGACUUAAGGAUAAUAGGAAACAGCUAGAAAUUUUCAGGCCCGACGAAAAGGCUGGUGAUGAGGAUACCAUCGGGGACUAUUAUGGCUCGAACCUCUACAAGUGUCAUCGCACAUUGUGUCGCUUCUUCUAUGUCGGUUAUAACAACAAAAGCGACCGACAUAACCACGGAAGGCGACACGAGAGGCCAUUUCAAUGCCCCGUCUCCUGUAAUGCUGCCCCUCUUGGCUUUGCCAGCAACAAGGAUAGGGAUCGACACGUCAACAUCUACCAUCCGGAACUCAGCGAAGGACCCGCCAUCUUUGAGGCUUUGAGCCGCCGACAGAUCCCAGGUAAAUUCGUUUGCAAUAUGGAUGGGUGUAGUAAGACAUUCACGAGGAAGGAAAACUUAAAGGACCACGCACGGAGUCAUUCUGGGGAGAGGCCUUUUGCUUGCACCACUUGCGGGAAAGCCUUUGCCAGAGUUGGCGACUGUCGAAGGCAUGAGAAGAUACACGCAAGGAGGGGAUAG